AACAUUAAAUCAUUAAAUAUAACCUCGGAGGGUAGUAACGGAUCUGGAACAGUACAGGCAAUCAUGGGACGCGCCAUGUUGAUUUGUGACAGAGCUGGAUAGUUUAUCGAUGGCUUAAACUCGCACAUUAAAGUUUCCUUUGACUGCAAAAUGGACCCUCUGUGCAGUGCUCAGGAUGCUGUGCGCUGUGCCUUGUGUUCAAUUUCUGAUGCUCCCAUGUUCUGUGAAGGUUGUCAUACACAUCUAUGCAAAGAUUGUGUAGAAGAACAUUUCGCUGACUCUUCUAAAGUUCAUAACGUUGUGCCACUUAAACAAUAUUGGACCACCCUAAAUUAUCCGAAGUGUGAGAAACACGGAGCCAAACAAUGUGAACUCUUCUGUGAGCAUUGUGACAUUCCUAUUUGUGCACGUUGUAUUUCCUCAAAGGGACAUCAAAAUCAUAAUAUUGUAGACUUUCUGGAAAAUCUUGAAAGAAAAAGAAUAGAUUUACAAACAGACUUACGAGAAUUGGAGAAGUCACUAUUUCCCAAAUAUAAAAAAAUUGCAUUUCACAUUCAAGUUCAAAAAGUUGAUUUAAAGAAAAAUUCACAGAAAAUAGCAGCAUCUCUCAACACACAGCGGGAUAUUUGGCACAGAGAAAUAGAUGAUAUUGUCAAUAAACUUAAGUGUGAAUUUAAGGACAUAGAAUCUAAACACCUGGAUGUUCUAAACAAACAGGAAGUUGAAAUACAAAGAAGCAUCUCAGAAUUAACGCAGAACAUUGUUGAUAUAAAGAAAUUACUUAAUUCCAAAGAUGUGUUGCUUGUCUGUGAGUACAAAUCCAGAAAUGCUAAAUUUCGAGGAUUGCCCCCAAAAUUCAAAAUAUCUUUACCGAGCUUUAAGCCUAAUGAAAUCAACAGAGAUCAGCUGAUGGAACAAUUUGGUUCUCUGUCAACAUUAACGUUAACGUUUACAACAGAGGAACAAGACAACAGCGUGCUGACCCAGGGAACCGAGUCCUCUCCCCCAGACCAGCCACUGAUGAAUGAACCCCGGGUCAUCACAGCUAUAGACACACGGUAUGAUGAGCCAUACAGUGUAUCCUGUUUAAAUGAUUCUGAAGUCUGGACCCGUGGUGAUGACAACAUUAUGAAACUCUUUAAUCUCAAGGGAGAACUCGUGAAGUCUAUUCAAACCGAUUCAAAGAACUGGCCCUACGACAUAGCAGUUACAAUGAGUGGGGAUCUAGUUUAUACUGAUUAUGAUAAUGGAACUGUGAACAUAGUGAAGAAUACACAGAUACAAACUGCGAUCAGACUUGAGGGGUGGAGACCUCGAAGCAUCUGUAGUAGCUCUUCUGGCGGCUAUCUGGUCGUCGUUGAAAGUGAUGAUAAGAAACAAACAAAAGUUGUACGAUACUCCGGCUCCAAAGAAACACAAAGUAUUCAAUUCAAUAGCAAGGGACAAUCCCUCUAUUCUUCCAGUCGUCACUUAAAAUACAUCAAUGAAAAUAGAAACCUAGAUAUUUGUGUGACUGAUGUAGGAAAAAACGCAGUGGUGGUAGUCAACCAAGAAGGAUUACUGAGAUUUAUCUACCCUGUUACUCGGUUUUUUCACGAGCUCUCAUUUGAUCCACGCGGCGUCACUACAGACAGCCAGAGUCGGAUCCUGAUAGCAGAUUGUCACAAUGACAGAAUCCACAUCCUAGAUCAGAACGGACAGUUUCUUCGAUUCAUUGACAAUUGUGAUCUAUGCUAUCCAUGGGGUUUAUGUGUGGACACCAGCGACAACCUCUUUGUGGCCGAUUCUGACACUGGUAAAGUGAAGAAAAUACAAUAUUGUAAUUGAACACAUUGAUCUUGCUUAUACUCUUAAUAAAGUUCCUG
This is a messenger RNA of Magallana angulata, 1865 nucleotides long. RefSeq lists its product as uncharacterized. Bases 151 to 1827 code for a protein of 558 amino acids. The record is from RefSeq and is a predicted model, not a curated record. The transcript has 2 exons. Gene Ontology annotation, molecular function: zinc ion binding; protein binding. Lineage: Eukaryota; Metazoa; Mollusca; Bivalvia; Ostreida; Ostreidae.